CUCGUUGGCCCCCGCGCCCACACCGCCAUCGCCGCGUCUUCCCCUCGCACCAUAAUAGGCUGCACGGGCGCGCGCGGCCUGCUCGGCGAGGCGAGCGCCUAACGACGUAGAGCCGUAUCUGGCAUCCUGCGCGCGGUCAGGUGGGACAAGAAAACCAGGAAGCGCGGUCAGGUGCGGGUAUGUCGAGGCCGAACAGGAGCGACGCGCAUCUCUCCCCCGAGGACGAGGCGGCGCGGGAGGCCGAGGUGCGGGAGUACUUCGACGACGCGGCGCCCAAGCGCCACACCAAGCCCUCCCGCAGCGAGCACUCCGACGUGUACGCCGACGCGCUCGUCCCGGACAACGCCCACCCCGAGCUCGACAGGCUCCAAGAACUCGAAGCCCGCAUCGAGAGGUUGCUGUGCGAGGGCGGCAAGGUGGGGGAGGAGUUCGUGGAGACGGAGUACUACAAGGAUCUCGGCUGCGUCGGCGACCAGCACCACACGACCGGAACAGGCUUCAUCAAGAUGGACAAACCCCACGGCGCCUCGUUCGAACUCUCUGAAGGCGUCGAUGCAGGGGAGCGCCAUGCUUCUUGCAAGGGGAAUCCUGCUACCAAUGAGUGGAUCCCAUCAGCUGAUACGGUGUCUCCGGCGUCAGACAAGCCUAACAGGAGCGACAGCUGAGCAAUAUUCUCCGUCCUUCAGACAUCUGCUUCCACCGGCAAAUAAAAAAUCACACUGGUUGUUCACGGAUUAAGGGCGCAAUCCACAUGCAUCCAUCAUAUUACGCGUCGAGAUUCUUGUAAUACUGUACUUCAAAACUCACGCUUCGCGUCGCGAAUAUUGUUUUGUCCAUCAUAUUAUGCAUCUGUCGAGUGCAGGAAAUAAAGCAAUAGAUCUAUCA
This is a messenger RNA of Phragmites australis (common reed), 885 nucleotides long. RefSeq lists its product as uncharacterized. The record is from RefSeq and is a predicted model, not a curated record. The transcript has 4 exons. NCBI's taxonomy places the organism in Eukaryota, Viridiplantae, Streptophyta, Magnoliopsida, Poales, Poaceae. The coding region runs from base 180 to 665 and encodes 161 amino acids.